UUUCUCCUUAUCUCCCUCCCUGACCUAUUAUACUUCCUCUACAAUUCCAUUGCUUCUUGAUAAUCUCUCUCUCUCUUCUUUCUAUCUAUUGUUCUUUAAUUUGUCUCUCUCUUUUUCUCUAGCAAUGCUUGGAAGCUAUAGAGAAGUUAUGUGGCCAAGACUUGUGGCCAACAAGAUCCUAAGGAAAAGUGUCGGGAGCAACAACUUCGUUGCCGAUUUCCCACCGGAUACCGAGCAGAAGUUUCUAGAAGCUUCCGGAUUAGUUGAUGAACGAGCUUCUUUCACUUCUAAAUCAAUUCUUCUCGAGCAACACAAAACCACUCAUCUCAACACCAAGGUUUUUGUAAGCACAUGGAACGUCGGUGGUAUUGUACCAGACGAUGGGUUUGACAUGGAGGAUCUGUUGGAAACACAUCAAACACCGUGCGACAUAUACGUGCUUGGGUUUCAAGAGGUAGUGCCUCUUCGAGCUUCGAAUGUUUUGGGAUCAGAUAACAACAAAGUCUCAACAAAAUGGAACUCUUUGAUAAGAGAGGCUUUGAACAAGGAAGCAAAACCUCAUGGAGACAAAGACUUGUCGGAAUCAAAGGGUAUUAAUGGUAUUUCACAAGAUUUCAGAUGUAUCAUAAGUAAACAGAUGGUCGGAAUCUUGAUCACCGUUUGGGUCCGAGGUGAUCUCUGGCCGUACAUCCGUCAUCCUAACGUUUCAUGCGUUGGUUGCGGCAUCAUGGGUUGCUUAGGAAACAAGGGAUCGGUAUCGGUUAGAUUUCAAUUGCACGAAACGACCUUCUGUUUCGUUUGCAGCCACCUAGCUUCCGGUGGCCGUGGCCGAGAUGAAAGGCAGAGAAACUCCGACGUUAACGAGAUCUUAGCUAGAUCGAGUUUUCCUCGAGGCUCAUCUCUAGAUUUACCCAAAAAGAUUCUUGAUCACGAUCGAGUGAUUUUUCUGGGAGACUUGAACUAUAGAAUUUCAUUACCCGAGGAGAAGACAAGAUUAUUGGUGGAAAGCAAAGAAUGGAACAUCUUAUUAGAAAAUGAUCAGCUAAGGAUGGAGAUCUUGAACGGUCAGAUUUUCAGAGGUUGGCAAGAAGGAAUUGUCAAAUUUGCUCCAACUUAUAAAUAUGUUCCAAAUUCGGAUUUAUAUUACGGAUGCAUUACAUAUAAAAAAGACGAGAAGAAACGAGCUCCUGCAUGGUGUGAUCGAAUAAUAUGGUACGGAAAUGGACUGAAGCAACAUGAAUAUACUAGAGGAGAAACGAAGAUAUCUGAUCAUAGACCUGUCAAAGCUAUUUUCACCACAGAAAUUACUGUUAUACGGCGUGGUAAAAAGAUUCGUAAUUUCUUUUUCUCGGACAGAUUUGAAGACAGAAUUAACGGGUAUAGUAGCAUCGAUUCCAAAGACUACUCGUGGAUAUCCACAUAAUUUUAUUAAUCGGGGUGAAAUCUUGUCACUUGUUAAUAUAUAAUUCACCCAAUUAUAGUUAUAGUUUUUAUGUAAAAAAGCUUAUACAUAUAGAGUCUUUGUUUUAUACAUUUUUAGUUCUUAGCAUGUUCUUUGUGCAAUAAGAGAAUCUAUAGAAGAACUACAUAAAUCAUCUUCUACAGUUGUAUGGUAAAAUAGUAUUCAUGAAUUACAAAAGUAUAUUGAGUUUUCACAAUGCAUAUGCAAUAUAUUUAUGCAGUUCAACAACUAUAUGGUCCAACACUGAGAUUACAAAAUUAGUAUACAAAACCUUUUUAAAAAACAAAUUAUUACAUAAAUAAUUAUGCGACUACGAAUGAAGAUUCACAUUUAGUAAAACCAGAUCUUUGAUCUCCAACACUAAAACGAAUUCAAUUCCCAACCACCAAAUUAAAUAUCACUGGAUCAUCCAUUUUGUUCGAAUUAAUUUCAAAUUAUGAAUACAACUUUUUCUUAGAUUAAAAAACAUAAAUUGAGGGUGACUUUCCAUGCAAUAACAUACAAGAUUAACACUUUAACAACAAAACAAACUAAGGCUAUUGUUGACAAGCCAUAUGGUUGGUUAAUUUGGCAAUUGGCAUUAUGUGUGGA
Messenger RNA from Arabidopsis lyrata subsp. lyrata, 2053 nucleotides. RefSeq names its product type IV inositol polyphosphate 5-phosphatase 9. Gene Ontology annotation, biological process: phosphatidylinositol dephosphorylation. Gene Ontology annotation, molecular function: phosphatidylinositol-3,4,5-trisphosphate 5-phosphatase activity; phosphatidylinositol-4,5-bisphosphate 5-phosphatase activity; inositol-polyphosphate 5-phosphatase activity. The coding region runs from base 125 to 1423 and encodes 432 amino acids. The record is from RefSeq and is a predicted model, not a curated record. NCBI's taxonomy places the organism in Eukaryota, Viridiplantae, Streptophyta, Magnoliopsida, Brassicales, Brassicaceae. The transcript has 8 exons.